Molecule: messenger RNA, 3231 nt
Organism: Xiphias gladius (swordfish)
Lineage: Eukaryota; Metazoa; Chordata; Actinopteri; Istiophoriformes; Xiphiidae
Gene: nadsyn1
Product: NAD synthetase 1
Exons: 18
Coding region: 205-2277 (690 amino acids)
Biological process (GO): NAD+ biosynthetic process
Cellular component (GO): cytoplasm
Molecular function (GO): NAD+ synthase (glutamine-hydrolyzing) activity; glutaminase activity; ATP binding
Source: RefSeq, a predicted model, not a curated record
GGGCAGUACAACGCGUUCAGACGCGUCUAAGGCAAGAAGAAGCAGAAGAAGAGGACGCAGCACACGGGCGGAAACAGCUGGCACAGAUACAUAACUAGCUACAGCAUUUAUCUACAUCUUUACAAGCUUAACGUUAUAUCACAUAUCAUUUGCGUUAGCGGCCUGCUUGCAUACUCGGCGUUUCAGCUGCCAACCGUCAAGAUAAUGGGAAGAAAAGUGACGCUUGCAACCUGCUCGUUGAAUCAGUGGGCUUUGGACUUUGAAGGGAACUUGGAGAGAAUACUCAGGAGUAUUGCCAUUGCUAAUACUCAUGGAGCCAAAUACAGACUGGGCCCAGAGCUGGAGAUAUGUGGGUAUGGCUGUGCAGACCACUUCUAUGAGUCAGACACGUUGCUACACAGCUUUCAGGUCCUGAGGAAGCUUCUGGAAUCUCCCAUCACCCAGGACAUCAUCUGUGAUGUGGGAAUGCCCAUCAUGCAUCAUAAUGUGCGCUACAACUGUAGGGUCCUGUUCCUCAACAGAAAGAUACUGCUGAUCAGACCUAAAAUGUUGAUGGCCAACCAUGGGAACUACAGAGAGAUGCGCUGGUUCUCACCUUGGAAUCAGUUAAGGAAAGUGGAGGAAUAUUUCCUGCCAAGAAUGAUCCAGGAGGUAACAGGGCAGGACACAGUCCCAUUCGGUGACUGUGUGCUGUCUACAAAGGACACCUGUAUUGGCACUGAGAUAUGCGCAGAGCUCUGGAACCCCAGAAGCCCCCAUAUUGAGAUGGGUCUGGAUGGGGUUGAAAUCUUUACUAAUUCAUCUGCUAGCCACCACGAGCUCCGCAAAGCUGACCAAAGAGUCAACCUGGUCAAGUCAGCCACCACCAAGAGUGGAGGUAUCUACAUGUAUGCCAACCAGAGGGGCUGUGAUGGAGACCGUGUCUACUACGAUGGUUGUGCCAUGGUGGCCAUCAACGGAGACAUUGUGGCACAGGGAGCACAGUUCUCCCUUAAUGAUGUGGAGGUGAUUACAGCUACGGUUGACCUAGAGGAUUUGCGUAGCUACAGAGGAGAACUAUGCCAGCCGCACAUGGUGAGACAGCACCACCUCUCAGCCUUUGUAAUGCAUGAAGUUGCCAAAGUCAUGGCUUAUUGCUUUUUCUUAUUAUUGUGUUUCAUCAUAUCUAAAGUAAAGAAGCCGGGUGAACAGUGGGAUGGGUUGAGUUACAUCAGCUCCAACAACCUGCCUGAGAAUGUAACCAAGAGUUCCAAGUCUACUGUACUUUUCUCAUCCCCUCCCUCCUAUCUUCCCUUUGUAUUUCUCUCUCUACGUUUGUCAGAUAUCCAGGUACUGGAGGAUAUUCGCAGGGUAGUUGGGGAUGAUUCCUACUAUCCCCAAAAUGCAAGGGAGCUGUGCGGUCGCAUCUUCACCACCUGCUACAUGGCCAGCAAGAACUCCUCAGAGGACACAUGCAACAGGGCCAAAGACCUGGCCAGUCAGAUUGGCAGCACACACAUAAAUAUUAAUAUAGACAUGGCAGUGAAAGGCAUUCUGGGCAUCUUCUCAGCGGUUACUGGAAGGUGGCCUCAGUUUCGUGCUAAUGGAGGAAGCCAUAGAGAAAACCUGGCUCUGCAGAAUGUACAGGCUCGGGUCAGGAUGGUCCUGGCCUACCUGUUUGCCCAGCUGACUCUGUGGGCCUGGGGUAAACCAGGUGGAUUACUGGUGCUGGGCUCAGCCAACGUAGAUGAGAGUCUGACAGGGUAUUUCACCAAGUAUGACUGCUCCAGUGCUGACAUCAACCCAAUAGGAGGCAUCAGUAAGACAGACCUAAAGAGCUUCCUGCUUUACUGUGUUGAGCAGUUCCAGCUCACUGCUCUGAGAGGAAUCCUGGCCGCUCAACCCACAGCUGAACUGGAGCCACUCACAGACGGGCAGGUGUCACAGACAGAUGAGGCAGACAUGGGAAUGACCUACUCGGAGUUAUCAGUGAUUGGGCGACUGAGGAAGAUCUCCAAGUGUGGCCCCUUCAGUAUGUUCUGUAAACUCAUUCACAUGUGGAAGGAUGCCCUCUCAACCACGGAGGUGGCCCAGAAAGUGAAGCACUUCUUCAGGAUGUACUCAGUGAACCGCCACAAAAUGACCACGGUGACGCCGUCCUACCAUGCUGAGAGCUACAGUCCAGAUGACAACCGCUUUGACCUCCGACCUUUCCUCUAUAACACACGCUGGACCUUGCAGUUCAGGUGCAUCGACGACCAGGUGUCCCAGAUGGCAGCAAACACCCCAAAGCAAUAAGUGAAGUCCAGUGAAAACCCAUCGGAACUGGGAAAGAUCAGAAAGAUCUGUUAUUAUUUGGUGAUUUUCUACAUCUCUCAGUAAAGCCAAAUACUUCGUACUUUGCUUCGAAGUACAGGGCUAAGCCUUGAUUUUAAAAAAACUAAAGCAAACAAACUAGGUGCCCUUGUCAUACUUGUGACAGUUGACUACAUGUUGACUACAUGUGAUCAGUCCCACAAAACAACCAUUUUACGUCUAUAUAUAUCUCAGGGCAUUUUUCAUAUAGAGCAGGUAUAGACCAUACUCUUUAAAAAUGUGAACAUAUUGUUGAAGGAUCCAUGGGGGUAAAGGAAAAUAUCUCAUUAAAAGUUGCUGGAACCAGCUCCUAGAGGAGUAGUUUUCUUUUAUUUAUGAAGCUUAGAUCCCCCAAAAUGUCCCAAAAUCUGUAUCACUGUCAGAUGAAAAUCUCUAUUAAGCAAGGGAAGUGGACGGGUAUUUAAUAUGGACUGUGUUAUGGCCUCAAAGACUAAUAUUUUUAUGAUGCACUUGCUGCCCACAUGGAACACCAAGCUGAACCUUGAAUAUUGUAUAUGGGAAUGUCCAGCAGGGUAUGUUUUUUGGGUUAAAGUGAUAAAUAUCUCACACACGGGCUUGAUGACUACUCACUUCAGAAAAGAAGUACAAAUUCUAAGAUGGUUCAGUGUCUGGACUUCUCACUCAGUCCCAGGUUGGGAGAUGUAGCAUUGCUGGAAAGAAAGUGACUUUAAAAACAUUAAACUGAUUCAAACGUGGUGUUUUUAUGAAAAAGUAUUCUGGUUCAAAUAUAUAUAAGGGAGAAGGGUCUUGUGAGAAACAGCACCAAAUACCAGUGUAGAAAAACAAGACUAGGUCAACACCAAGCACAUGGCUGGACUGCCCUUUAUUGGUUUGCUUCUCUCCUACUGUCUGUGCUCACAUAUACAACAAUGUUAU